Messenger RNA from Fusarium odoratissimum NRRL 54006, 559 nucleotides. RefSeq lists its product as uncharacterized. The transcript has 2 exons. Bases 115 to 402 code for a protein of 95 amino acids. The record is from RefSeq and is a predicted model, not a curated record. NCBI's taxonomy places the organism in Eukaryota, Fungi, Ascomycota, Sordariomycetes, Hypocreales, Nectriaceae.
AGAGAAUUCGUCUAUAAAUACUGAGCCUUUGUCCUCGAAGCAGACAACCAACCAUCUCAACACAAACACUCUACAACUCAGUCUUCAGCAAUCAAUCAGAAACCACUCUUCAACAUGCAGUUCUCUACCUCUUUCCUCGUCGCUGCUCUCUUCGGUACUGCCUUUGCCAUGCCUCAGGCCAACCCUACUGAUUGUCCCGAGACCUCUGCUAUCCCUACCUGCGGUGCUCCUUGCAUCACCUCCGCCGCCUCCGCCGUUGGCUGCAGCAACAUUGCUUGCCAGUGUGCCAGCUCCAGCGCCAUUCAGGCUUCGGCCAUCAACUGUGUCCUUGACAACUGCGGUUUCCUCGAGGCUCUGCAGGUUCAGGCUUCUGCCGCUGCUGUCUGCACUGCUUGUGCUUAGAUAUAGUCGUGAGGAUGGUCUAUCCCAAGUUGCCUUGCCAACUCGUUGCGGAACUAGUCUCCUUCCAAGUAUAUAGUUUCCGAUGAGUUAGAAAUAACAAAGAAGAAAAUCCAUUUAUACGUGCCCUGAUUGAUGAUAGAUAUGACAAGGUUAUGCC